Molecule: messenger RNA, 504 nt
Organism: Melitaea cinxia (Glanville fritillary)
Lineage: Eukaryota; Metazoa; Arthropoda; Insecta; Lepidoptera; Nymphalidae
Exons: 1
Coding region: 1-504 (167 amino acids)
Biological process (GO): DNA replication, removal of RNA primer
Molecular function (GO): nucleic acid binding; RNA-DNA hybrid ribonuclease activity
Source: RefSeq, a predicted model, not a curated record
AUGGCUUUAUUCGAUUUGCAAACAGGGAUGUCAGCUAAAUUUAAAAUAGAUUCGGAGUUUGUGUCGAUCAUGCAUAUGGAAUUAACAGCGAUAGCAAAAGCAAUAGCAUAUAUUGAUUCGUUAGAACCGAAAAAUUAUGUAAUUUUGUCUGAUUCAAAAAGUGCCCUUCACCAUAUUUUGAAAUGUACAACUAUAUGUCGAAGCGCACCUAUCGCUUAUGAAAUUAUUAAAUCCAUUCAAAUUAUUCAGUCUACAGGUAAAGUUUUGAAACUUCAAUGGAUUCCCUCACAUGUAGGACUACCUGGAAAUGAGGAAGUAGACCAGCUUGCAAACGAAGCAUGUUCAGAUGGUAUUACACAUUCGGUUCUUCCAUAUUUCAGCGAGUUAUUUAGUUUAGUUAAAAGAAGAUGUACUGAUAGGUGGAAGGAAUACUUUGGUGCUAGGUCUCUCAGUAAGGGCAUAUGGUAUAAAACCAUUCAACCGUCACUUCCUCAUACACCAUGA